AUGGGGACUAGGGGAGGAGGAAAACUCGGAAAAAGACGAGACGUUUUGAGGGGAUGUGGCGAAGUGGAAAAGUACCGAGAAGCCAAAGAACCUGUAACAACAAUCAAAUAUGGAAUUUCGCUGAGAGAUACAAAACAUAAGGGAGACAAGGCUUCUGAGAUGGAAUUUGAGUACAAUACUUGUGCAGCACUACAUAUGGCUUUAUCCACACAAAACAAUAGCAAGGCACAUGACACAUGUAUUUCUCUUGUGUUCAGAGCAAAAUUCACUUACAGGAAUUCAGUGUUACUUAAUUCUAAAGAGAAAAUUAGACACAUGGAUCUCAAGAAUCAAUCUGAAGAACAGCUUUUGAUUCCAAAGAUGAGUUGA
Arabis nemorensis is the source of this 369-nucleotide messenger RNA. Lineage: Eukaryota; Viridiplantae; Streptophyta; Magnoliopsida; Brassicales; Brassicaceae. The record is from the annotation of a GenBank genome assembly.